Molecule: messenger RNA, 768 nt
Organism: Acanthosepion pharaonis
Lineage: Eukaryota; Metazoa; Mollusca; Cephalopoda; Sepiida; Sepiidae
Source: the annotation of a GenBank genome assembly
AUGGCCGAACUUCUACUAGACUCCAAUAUUCGAGUCUGGGUCUUUUUACCCAUUGUAGUUAUUACUUUUCUUGUUGGAAUUAUUAGACAUUAUGUCACCAUCCUCCUUUCAUCAGAGAAAAAAUCGGAAUUACAGCAAGUUGCUGAUAGUCACGCAUUAAUUAGAAGCAGAAUACUGCGAGAAAAUGGAAAAUAUAUACCUAAACAUGCAUUUAAUAUGCGCAAAAGUUUCUUUAACGAUGAAGAUAGAGGAUUUUUUAAAACUCAAAAAAGAGAAGCUGCUGUGAAAAACCCAAUGACUGACCCUACUAUGAUGACAGAUAUGUUAAAGGGGAACGUUACCAAUGUUUUGCCUAUGAUAAUUAUUGGUGGAUGGAUUAAUUGGGCAUUCUCUGGAUUUCUUACUACCAAAGUCCCCUUUCCAUUGACAUUACGCUUCAAACCUAUGUUGCAACGAGGCAUUGAACUCUUGUCUCUGGAUGCAUCAUGGGUCAGCUCUAUUUCUUGGUAUUUUCUCAAUGUAUUUGGACUUCGAAGCAUGUAUACACUUAUCCUUGGCCAAGAUAAUGCUGCUGAUCAAACUAAAGUAAUGCAGGAGCAAAUGUCUGGUUCAGCAAUGGUGGCACCUCCAGAUCCCAUGAAAGCUUUUAAGGCUGAGUGGGAGGCUCUUGAAAUCUGUAACCAUCAAUGGAUGCUGGAAGGAGUUGAGGAUGAACUCACAGGUGGAAUCAUUCCAGAGACCAUUUAUAUCAAGAAUAAAUUUGCAUGA